AUGUCAGCCAGAAAGGGCUAUCUUCUGCCUUCGCCAAAAUACACCACAAUAAUGUCAUGUUCGGACAGCCCGGCAGGAAAUGCGUUUUUAGUGGAUUCUCUGAUCAGUGGCCGCACGGAGAGCAGCGGAGGUCACUACACAGGGAGCGCGGUGUGCGUGCCUCAUAGCACUGCCACAGAAGUGCCUUACGGACUACACAACUAUGGAUACUUCCCAGGUAUGGGUAAGCGGAGCGAGCUGGGCGCCCAGAAUAUGGUUUCAGCCUCAGGUGCGUACAUGUCCAGCAUGGAGAUGUGGAUGGACGCGCAGAGGUCAUGUCGAAUGGAUCAAGAGCACCCGGUAGGUCCCCAGGUCGCGCCCUGCUCGUUCCCGCAGAACAUUAAGGAAGAGAGCACCUACUGCCUGUACGAGCAGCCGAAGUGCCCUAAAGCCUCAACCGCCGAAGAUCUGACAUAUUCGAGAUUGACUUCAGCCGGACUCGGCUCGAGUUCUUGCACAGUUACUGAUGGCGGCGGCGGGGGCUCAGUGCCUGUGCCGGGCUACUUCCGCUUGUCUCAGACGCACGCACAUUCUCAUAAACUUUACAACACCAACGGCCCCCAACCGAACCCUUCCCAUUCCCAUUUUGGCUUACACCCCACUGCUACUGCUCGUUUCCACACGCCACCAACCUCGACUGCUGCUCCAGCCACGGCGCUGGAAGAACGGAGAACCGAGGAGCCCGUGUCCUCGGCGAAAGCAGACGUGCAGCCCCACGCUGCACCGGGGGCCGAGGAGACAAGAGAGUCCUCGGAUGCAGAGGCGUCCUCAGCAGACGAGGCGGAGGUGAAUGACAAAGAGAGACCAGCAAAGACCACUAAAGGAGACAAAAAAAGUGAAAACGUGGCCAACUGGCUGACGGCGAAGAGUGGCCGGAAGAAACGCUGCCCAUACACCAAGCACCAGACACUGGAGCUGGAGAAAGAGUUCCUCUUCAACAUGUACCUGACCCGAGAGCGCCGCCUAGAGAUCAGUAAAGGCGUCCACCUGACGGACAGACAGGUUAAAAUCUGGUUCCAGAACCGCAGGAUGAAACUGAAGAAAAUGACGCGGGAGAACCGUAUCCGGGAGCUCACCUCCAACUACGGAUUUUCGUGA
Molecule: messenger RNA, 1137 nt
Organism: Limanda limanda (common dab)
Lineage: Eukaryota; Metazoa; Chordata; Actinopteri; Pleuronectiformes; Pleuronectidae
Product: homeobox protein Hox-A10
Exons: 2
Coding region: 1-1137 (378 amino acids)
Biological process (GO): regulation of transcription by RNA polymerase II
Cellular component (GO): nucleus
Molecular function (GO): RNA polymerase II cis-regulatory region sequence-specific DNA binding; DNA-binding transcription factor activity, RNA polymerase II-specific
Source: RefSeq, a predicted model, not a curated record